CACCACGCGACAGGGACCGACAAGAUGGCGAUGAUUUUAGAAACAGAGGAGCUGCUGCCGUGAAGGAGAGGCUCGACACUGCCAUGCCUUGGGAAGGGUCCCAUUUCUCUGCCCACCAUGGUAACCAUGGUGAUAUGAAGCCGGUGUGAAGCUUUGACACACACACUACUCAGACUUACACAUAGACGGUCAGCUACUGACUGACACAGCCAGCCAGCCAGCUCGGUUGGCCGGCGUGUGUAAUGGACAGGUGUAAGCAUGUGGGGCGGCUGCGGCUUGCCCCCGACCACUCCAUCCUCAACCCCCAGAAGUGGCACUGUGUGGACUGCAACACCUCCGAGUCCAUCUGGGCCUGCCUGGGCUGUGCUCAUGUGGCGUGCGGGCGCUACAUUGAGGAACAUGCUCUGCAGCAUUUCCAGCAGCAGCGCCACCCGUUGGCUAUGGAGGUUAAUGAACUUUACGUAUUUUGCUAUUUGUGCGAUGACUAUGUCUUGAAUGAUAACGCCACAGGAGACCUGAAGCUACUUCGCAGUACGCUCAGCGCCAUCCAGAGCCAGCGCUAUGAGGUCACCACCCGCAGUGGGCGUACCCUCCGCUCUACAAGCGCUGCUCCUGACGCCGUCAUCCCGUGCGGCGCCAGCGAGCUGCAGCUUAGAGACGAGGACAGGAUGUUUACUGCACUUUGGCAUCGUCGCAGGGCGCUGAUGGGACGCAUUUUUCGCUUCUGGUUUGCGCUGACCGAAUGUGGAAAGAAGAGGGAGGAAGAGGAGAGAAAGAGGGAAGAGGAGGAGGAGCAGAAAAGGGAGGCGAGGGAGAGGAGGCGGGCUCAAAAGAGGCAGCUACAGGAGGACCUGGAGAACGCUCCGCUCAGGAAGAGUCGCCGUUUGCGCCGGAGGAGCCAGAAAGUUGCAGAGGCUGCAGUCACACCGCCGUCUCGGAGGACGCCGUCUAGGAGGGCUCGCAAGAAGACAAAAACCCCCGAGCCUCCGUCUGUUACCCGCAGGCUGAGGACCCGAAGCCCCGCUACACCCAAGAAAGCUGUGCGGACUAAAACGGUCCAACCUACUCCCAGAACACGAAGCCGUUCUUCUGCCACCAAAUCUAAGCCCAAAACUCCCACAGUGACCCCCCGUUCUGCUCAGACUCCUGUUCGCCGCAAGCAGAGUACCAAACAGGGCGGUUCCCCCUUCAAACGGCACCCCACUGUCACGCCUGGAGUGACGGGCCUCAGAAAUUUAGGCAACACCUGUUAUAUGAACUCUAUCCUGCAGGUUCUGAGCCACCUGCACGUUUUCAGGGAGUGCUUCCUGCGCCUGGAUCUGACCCAGGCGCUGGAGCUGCUGGCCUCUGCUGUCCACGGCCAGCUGACAGGGAAGGUCACAUCCCAUUCCCCCCUGACCCAAAGGAAGGGACCCCAGGCUAGCUCGGGCUCGGGAGCUGGGCUGAGCGGCGGGGCCUCGAGGUCCCGUAGCAUGGAGCUGAUACAACCCAAAGAGCCCAGCUCGAAGCACAUCUCCCUCUGCCACGAGCUGCACACCUUGUUCCAGGUUAUGUGGUCCGGCAAGUGGGCGCUGGUCUCGCCUUUCGCCAUGCUGCACUCGGUGUGGCAGCUGAUCCCGGCGUUCAGGGGCUACGCUCAGCAGGACGCUCAGGAGUUCCUGUGUGAGCUGCUGGACAAAGUGCAGCACGAGCUGGAGAGCACAGGCCAACACACCACUAGCGCAGGAGUCCCGCAGAUCCAGAAACGACUCAUCAAACAGGUGCUCAGUGUGGUCAACACCAUCUUCCAUGGCCAGCUGCUUAGCCAGGUGACGUGUCUGGCCUGCGACCAUCGCUCCAACACGGUGGAGCCGUUCUGGGAUCUGUCUCUGGAGUUCCCGGAGCGCUAUCACAGCAAUAGCAGGGAGUCAGCCGCCCAGGCGUCGUGCCACCUGACUGAAAUGCUCGCCAAGUUCACAGAGACUGAAGCGCUGGAGGGAAACAUCUACGCCUGUGACCAGUGUAACUCUGCUCGAAGGCGGAGCUCCUCCAAACCAGUCAUCCUGACCGAAGCACAAAAACAGCUGAUGGUCCACAAACUGCCUCAGGUCCUGCGACUUCACCUCAAACGCUUCAGGUGGUCUGGGCGGAACCACCGGGAGAAGAUCGGAGUCCACGUCAGCUUCGAUCAGCUGCUCAACAUGGAGCCGUACUGCUGCAGAGACCCCUCACCCAAAGUCCCGCCCACCUGCUCCAGUCCCGGCAGCUCCACGGGCUCACCGCGUCCCAAGCACUUCCUCUACGACCUCUCCGCUGUGGUGAUGCAUCAUGGGAAGGGCUUCGGUUCUGGCCACUACACUUCCUACUGCUACAACACAGAAGGACGCUUUUGGGUUCACUGUAAUGACUCUAAACUGAAUGUGUGUUCAGUAGACGAGGUAUGCCGCGCUCAGGCCUACAUCCUCUUCUACACGCAGCGAGUAACUCAGGACAAAGACCGGCCGCUAUAGGACCACAAUCCCCCUCUUCCUCCUCCUUCUCGAGACGAUAUCAGCACAGCCCCACCUAUCGCUCUUUCUCUCCCCCCCUCCCUCCUUUCCUUUGGGCAUUUUUAUAUCCGAGGAGGACGGGUGUGUGUUUUUUUUUUUUUUUUUUUAGUCUAUUUUUCUAAAUAAGGAAAACAAAAGAGAGGAAGGACUCCUUUUUAAAAACCUGGUUCUGCUUUGUGAACUUCUUGUAUAUGCUGUUUAUAUGUAGGUAUUUUUUAAAAGAUGGUGAUGUUUGUUAUUUGUGUACAGUUGUAUUUUAUAUUAAAAAAAAAAGAGAGAGAGUAUCAGCCAAGUGUCUCAGUAGCAGCCAACAGACUGUGACGACACGACUUUAAGUGUCCUCUUCAGGUCGUACAGGUGCAUCCACGUCUGCCUACCUGCAUACAGUGGAUUGUUGAUUGUAAAUGCUGUUUGUUUGAAUCAGUCACUUUAGAUAGCUGUCAUAGAACUGGAUGUAGGGUGGUUAAAUGUCAUUCACUCACUAGUUUUGGCCUCCCUGUUUUCUACACAAGUCAACAGUUUCCUGUCAGAAAUGCACUAACUCCUACAUAAUAGGUCGUCAGCGUAGCAUUUUACUCAGUUUUGGUUCAUAUUUGUGUAACCAGGAGGGCAUGAAAUCUGUGUUCCCUCUGAAGGUCUCCUGUCAGGCAGACCUCAAGCCAAAGCCUCGGGGGGAAGAGUAUGGAAAAACUUCUCAGCGUUUCUUAAACGGUUCAACGUUUGCUGGGUUUAUAUUUUCUUUCCUCUUCAACUCAGCGGGGAAAGUUUCCAAUGGGAUUUUUUAUUUUAUUUUAGCUAAAUGCUGCCACCUCUCUGCACCAGAAUGUAAUUUUCUUCAGUGUGAACCAUCCCAAACCGGACACAUACUAGUGUACUAGAAAAAGUGCCCUUUUGUUGACAGAGAAUAUCUAUUUUUAUAGUCAAUAUUAAUUCAGCGUAGUGGUAUCUGCACAGCCGCAGUCCCACCCACACCAGCAUUUAGAUUAUGAAUGUAUUUUUAUACAUACCUUCUCAGAGGCUGUAGAAAAAGAGGCCAUUGACUGUUUUUCAAGGUUUUCUUCAACCCUGAUUGUUUUAAUCACCAGCAGAUAUGACAGAUUUUUACUGUUCUCCCACCAUUCAGUAGGUGUGUGUACAUAAUGUAUUUACAUCCUGUUCAGUACAAUAUCCAGUGUAUACAGAUUGUGAUAUUUAUCUCCAUACUGGAGAAUUUGUAAAAAAGAAAUUUUUAUUUUCCGCCUCAACCAUGAUUCCUCCACAAGAGGUUAAUUUAAAGCACACUUCAUACUGUUUUUUUUUUCUCCAUUUUGUGACACAUUGUUGGCAUUUUGGUAACUACUCCAUGAAUGUGUGUUUUUGUGUGUGUGUGUGUAAAUUUAUGAAAGUUAUACUAUGCAAAUUGUUACCUCAAUUGUUUUCUAGAGAAAAUUACCUCAAUAAACGAGAAUAUUUUUUCAUUUUUCUAUAAAAGA
Molecule: messenger RNA, 4000 nt
Organism: Labrus bergylta (ballan wrasse)
Lineage: Eukaryota; Metazoa; Chordata; Actinopteri; Labriformes; Labridae
Gene: usp44
Product: ubiquitin specific peptidase 44
Biological process (GO): protein deubiquitination
Cellular component (GO): cytoplasm
Molecular function (GO): zinc ion binding; cysteine-type deubiquitinase activity
Source: RefSeq, a predicted model, not a curated record